AUGUCUGCAUUCAACGAUUACUGCAUUGUUUGUGACAAAAUUUGCACACUAAAUUCUGUUUACUGUUCAGAUGAAUGUCAAUUAAAAGAUGGUCACUCUCAUUUUGACUUCAACAAUGCUCCACAAUUGAUAUCACCAGUCUUAGAACCAAGAUCAAAUUCCAUUGCUUCCACAUUAACUUCAUCAUCAAGUUCCACAAUAGAGUCUGAUGAAAUAGAGGAUGAAGAAGAUGAACACAGACAUCAAGAGUACUUGAUCAAAAGCCCGUUAUUACUAUCGUCAAAUGUUAAGGAGCAUUCAAUAGCUGGUUUGAGUUUAAAUGAUGCUAUUCCAAGAGAACAAGCUACUGUUUUGGAUCAACAUCACGUUGAUUUGUUGGCGGCAUCUUCAAAUAACUACAAGAAAUGGUUGAACGUCGUUCUAUGA
Hansenula anomala is the source of this 426-nucleotide messenger RNA. RefSeq names its product Ecl1p (gene ECL1). The transcript has a single exon. Lineage: Eukaryota; Fungi; Ascomycota; Saccharomycetes; Phaffomycetales; Wickerhamomycetaceae. The coding region runs from base 1 to 426 and encodes 141 amino acids. The record is from RefSeq and is a predicted model, not a curated record.